GACUGGCGUUGUCAUGGCAACGCCUAAACACUCGACAUGGCGUCGCUUCUAACGGAUCCAUUGUUUGAGACUUGUGGACGGGGUCCUCCGCCAAUUAAAGAUUAUUAUCACUUUUUUGUCACCAAGUCAGAAAUAAUAUGGAGAUGGUGGAAGAUCUCUCCCAGAAUGGUGUACAGACACACCAAGCCUGGAGAGGUGAAGGAGUCUCUCAGUGACUUCUUGGAGGACAUUGAUCUACAGAGAGAAGUCAGAGUGGUCUUUGGAGAUCAUGUCUUGGAGUUCACCAUGGCUUUGUGCGAAGGCCGUUACAAUUAUCUUGAUCGACUGUCUGACUCCCUCCUCCUACGGAUAAUAAACUUUCUGGAGCUUGAGGAUGUUGAUCUGCUUGGACAGACCUCACGCAAGUUUCAGCAGCUGUGUGGGUCAGAGGAGUUCUGGGAGCAGGCAAUGCGUCGCCAUUGCUGCAGCAUUUCUGACGAAGUGGUGUCUCUGGCGAAGGAAAUAGGCUGGCGCACCGUUUUCUUCACCAACAAGUUACAUCUGCAGAAGCUGCUCAGCCGCAGGAGGAAGAUGUCUAAGGAGCAACAGGAAGGCCCCGGCACUGAUGAGGCGACACAGUCAGGGGAAUCUUCCACUGAAAGCUUUAAGGAGGAAAUUGUCUCUGGUGCUGGAGCUGAUCCAGACUUUGACAAUAUAGAUCCACAAGUUGACAGCACUGAGCCACAAGUUGACAGCACUGAGCCACAAGUUGACAGCACUGAGCCACAAGUUGACAGCACUGAGCCACAAGUUGACGUCUUCAACCGUAAUGCCACCUCUGGUUCAGAGGUUGAAGUAUGAGUCCAUCAAACUCCUUUGCUGACCGCUUCAGGGACAACAUCAGGUUAUCUGAGGUUGAGACGUUGACUCAAAACAGGAAGUUUUGACAGGAAGACUUGAGGCAAAACCUUCUGCUCCCUCCCUAUCUGAACAGGAGCACAAAGCCAAUCUGACUGACUUAUGCCUCAUUAAAAAUGGCUAAAAUUUAAGUUCAACUCUUAUAGUUGUAUUACUAAUGUGUGAUUAAAUAUCUGGUUAGUUGCUCAUUUGAA
Messenger RNA from Poecilia reticulata (guppy), 1091 nucleotides. RefSeq names its product F-box protein 36b (gene fbxo36b). NCBI's taxonomy places the organism in Eukaryota, Metazoa, Chordata, Actinopteri, Cyprinodontiformes, Poeciliidae. Gene Ontology annotation, molecular function: protein binding. The record is from RefSeq and is a predicted model, not a curated record.